Cryphonectria parasitica EP155 is the source of this 1935-nucleotide messenger RNA. RefSeq lists its product as uncharacterized. The transcript has 5 exons. Gene Ontology annotation, biological process: malate metabolic process; pyruvate metabolic process. The coding region runs from base 1 to 1815 and encodes 604 amino acids. Gene Ontology annotation, molecular function: NAD binding; malate dehydrogenase (decarboxylating) (NAD+) activity. The record is from RefSeq and is a predicted model, not a curated record. Gene Ontology annotation, cellular component: mitochondrion. Lineage: Eukaryota; Fungi; Ascomycota; Sordariomycetes; Diaporthales; Cryphonectriaceae.
AUGGCUUCAAAGGAGAAAAAUUCCAGGUUUGGGGACCUUCCUCUCAGCACGAGCGGCGACCUCGAAUGUGCCUUGACAGGCACACUCUUGCUCAGUCAUCCCUUUUUCAACAAGGGAUCAGCUCACACGUCCGAGGAGCGCCGUGUUUUCAACCUCACCGGGUUGCUUCCCCAAAGCAUCCAGAACCUCGACCAACAAGUCAAACGUGCUUAUGAACAGUACUCGUCCCUUCCUGAUGACCUCACCAAGAACACGUUCAUGACUUCCAUGAAAGAGCAGAAUGAGGUGUUGUUCUAUAAGCUGCUGCAAGAGCACAUCGACGAGAUGUUCAGUGUGAUAUACACGCCCACCGAAGGCGAGGCCAUUCAGAAUUACUCUCGUGUCUUCAGACGACCGGAAGGAUGCUUUCUCAACAUCAACGAUGUCGAUCGGGUCCGUCAUGAUCUUGCACAGUGGGGCAGGCCAGAAGAUAUCGACUACAUCGUGGUCACAGAUGGAGAGGAGAUCUUGGGCAUUGGAGACCAAGGAUGCGGUGGUGUCCUGAUCUCUGUAGCGAAGCUCGUCCUUACCACCCUGUGUGCCGGCAUCCACCCAAAUCGCACAUUGCCUGUCGUUCUUGAUUGUGGUACAGACAACGAAGACUUGCUCAAGGAUGACUUGUACCUUGGUCUCCGCGAGAAGCGCGUUCGAGGCGAGCGGUAUGACAAGUUUGUCGACACUUUUGUUCAGGCCGCCAGAGAGCUCUAUCCUGGGGCCUAUGUCCACUUCGAAGACUUUGGAAUCACGAAUGCACGACGACUCCUCGACUCUUAUAGGCCCAAGAUCGCCUGCUUCAAUGACGACGUCCAGGGCACUGGAUGUGUUACACUCGCAGGCAUUAUGGCUGGCCUGCAUGUUACCAAGCAGAAGCUGAGCGAUAUGCGCAUGAUCAUCUUUGGUGCUGGUACGGCUGGCUGCGGGAUCGCUGAUCAGGUCCGCGACGCCAUUGCUGCGGAGAGGAAUAUUAGCAAAGAAGAUGCGUCCAAGCAAAUUUGGCUACUUGAUAGACCCGGCCUACUCACCACGGCGACAGAACUCAACCAGGCACAGAAAUCUUUUGCCAAGUCCAAAGAGGAAUGGGACGGCAAGUCGACUGAUCUUCUGAGCGUGAUCAACGAGGUGCAUCCCAACGUCCUCAUCGGCACGUCCACCAAGCCGAAUUCUUUCACUGAGGAAAUUGUGAAGAGCAUGGCUUCCCACGUCGAUCGACCCAUUGUCAUGCCCCUCUCUAAUCCCACCCGUCUACACGAGGCUGUUCCUGCUGACAUACUCAAAUGGACCGACGGCCGUGCCCUGGUGGCGACCGGGUCCCCAUUUAAGCCCGUCAAGGGUCCCUGGGGCGAAGGUGGGGAGGAAGUCGAGAUCGAGGUGGCCGAAUGCAACAACUCCGUCGUCUUCCCAGGCAUCGGUCUUGGCUGUGUGCUCUCUCGGUCCAAACUCUUGACCGACAAGAUGCUUGUUGCCGCAGUGGAGGGCGUGGCAGACAUGAGCCCAGCCCUCAAGGACGACAGGGCUCCUCUUCUGCCUGGCGUCGACGUGGUCCGCAAGGUGAGUGUAAACGUCGCCAAGAAGGUCAUUCGCGCAGCCGAGAAGGAAGGCGUGGUGCAGGAAAAGGAUAUCCCCAGCGAAGAUGAGGCCCUGGAGGACUGGAUCCGUGAACAGAUGUGGGAUCCCGUUUACCGUCCACUCAAAUUUGUCAAGAAAGAGCUGGCGAGCAGACAAGCAAAGGGCGAGCUGCGUGUUGUGGGCACCGUGGAGCGCAACAACGGGAAUUAAAUCAACGGCCUGCAGGCACGUUUUUUUCUUCAUCUUUGGUCAUGGAUAUACCUAGAUGCUAGAUUUCAUGAGUCCUCUCCUUCCAUUACAGCACAGUAAUAUCCAACACGAUGCUGGGUG